Molecule: messenger RNA, 1053 nt
Organism: Sphaerodactylus townsendi
Lineage: Eukaryota; Metazoa; Chordata; Lepidosauria; Squamata; Sphaerodactylidae
Gene: LG04H11orf42
Product: linkage group 04 C11orf42 homolog
Exons: 4
Coding region: 1-1053 (350 amino acids)
Source: RefSeq, a predicted model, not a curated record
AUGAGCCAGGACGAGAGAGGCAGGACCCGGCAGCCGCCGCCCCCUUCCCCGGCUGGGGCAAAUGGGGAGGGGGAGCGGGAAAGAGCCCUCCCUGGGGCUGGUCGGCCUCUUCCCCUCCCCCUCCCGGCUGGCCCAGCCAUGCCCAAGAUGGACGCUGGGAUCCAGCCCCUGGAGCUCGGGGAGGCCGAUGCCAGCUGGGAGCUCAUCCGGGACAAGGUCAUUGAGGAGCGCUUUGGGCCCACGGUGGUUCCCGUCCCCUUCCUGGAAGACGCCGCUUCCUACGACCUGCUGACGGUCCUGAUCAAGAAGCCGCAGGUGGGGCAGAGCUUCCUGCGCCGGCCGCGCUGCCUGGUGCCAGUCGGGCCCCUGGAGAACCUGCUGCACGGGGCCACAGCCGCCCGUGAGCUGACCCACUGCACCCGCGAGUACAACGCCCGUGUGCGGGGCGAGUCCCGCUACGAGGAGACGCGGCUGGUGGACGGGGCCCUGCGCCACAUCUGCCUGACCAUGGCUGGCGUCCACAAGAAGGUGGCCUUCCUGGUGCUGCGGCCCGGCACGGUGGCCCUGCGGCCGGACCUGGCGUGGCUGCACACCCAGAGCAGCCUCUACGUGAUCUACGAAGUCUUCUACUGCGGCAGCCUCAGCCUGGCCGUGGCCCAGGGGGAGGAGCACCGUACCCUGCAGCUCCAGCAGCCCCUGCCCGUGGCCUUCUCCUGCCUCAAGUUUGCCCUCAACAGCAAAGGGGUGCUGGGCUCCCAGAAGCCCACGGGCCACCACUUGCCCGCCAAGGCCGCGUGGGUGAAGAUGGCCAUGCUCGAGGCCCCCGCGCCAGCCGUGCCCCUGCAGCCCCCCCUGCCCAGAGAGCGCGUUGGCAGGCGCAGCAGCUGGAGGCCCUUGGCCAGGCCCUCCCGCAGCUUGGCAGGGAAGUGGCCAUUCAGACGGCAGCAGUCCCAGCUGGGAGCCUCCACCGCCAGCCUGGGCGACCCGGACAGGAACUCCAUGGCCCUGCCCCUCCUAGACAGCAUCCUGGUGGAGAGCGACACGGAGGAGUGA